AGAACGAGUUACUGUAUCCGUGACACGUGACGUCGAACGUGACGUUGUUUAUGAAUAAAUUCCAAAAGGCAAUUUCUAAUUUUCUAUUUUCUAAAAUGAAUUGAACUUUGGACUUCGGACUUGAAGUUGGACCGUGUUUGCAGUUCGGUAUAUCUCGUCUUACUGUAUUUAUUUUUUGCACGACUAGGUUAUUUAUCAACAUUGUUGGAAAUAAGAAUUAACGUAUACUUUUUAGACAGUCUAAUUUGUUAAAAUGAACCGUGUAAUUAAUACAUGUUUAAAGAAGCAAAAUAAUGUCCAAACGAUAUUAUUUCCGAGGUCUCUGUCGACUUCCAAUGCAAACUUUAAGACUGUCCAGAACUCCAAGCAUGGUUCUGAAAAAAGUUCAACUGGAAAUGCAGAAAAUUAUUCCUUCGUUAUGAACUUAUUUAGGGGGCAAUUGGAGCCCCGUCAAGUAUUCCCGUACCCUAAUGUUUUAAACGAAGAACAAAAAGAAACGCUUCAAAUGAUGGUAGAUCCAACUAAUAAAUUUUUCCAAGAAGUAAACGACCCCGCCAAAAACGAUGCCUUGGAAAAAGUGGACGAAAAAACUCUAGCCGGCCUCUGGGAACUCGGGGCGUUCUCCCUGCAAGUGCCCCAAGACUUCGGAGGCUCCGGAUUGUCCAACACCCAAUACGCCAGGCUCGUGCAAAUAGUGGGAGCCAACGAUCUCGGCGUCGGCAUCACCUUAGGCGCCCACCAGUCCAUAGGCUUCAAGGGAAUACUGCUCGUAGGCACCCCCGAGCAGAAGGCCAAGUACUUGCCCCGAGUCUCCAACGGCGAAAUGGCCGCUUUUUGCCUCACCGAGCCCUCUUCGGGCUCCGAUGCUGCUUCUAUUAAAACGAGAGCAGAACUCUCCCCGGAUGGUAAACAUUACAUAAUGAACGGCUCGAAAAUUUGGAUAAGCAACGGAGGACUCGCCGAGAUAAUGACUGUCUAUGCACAAACACCAGUAGUCGAUCAGAAAACUGGAAAGACUGUAGACAAAGUAACUGCAUUUAUCGUCGAAAGAUCAUUCGGAGGCGUCACCUCCGGACCUCCGGAGAAGAAGAUGGGAAUUAAAUGCUCCAACACAGCCGAGGUAUACUACGACAACGUGAAAAUCCCCGUGGAAAACGUCCUGGGAGGAGUGGGAAACGGCUUCAAGGUAGCCAUGAACGUCCUGAAUAACGGACGAUUCGGCAUGGCGGCCGCGCUGUCGGGCACGAUGCAAACGUGCAUAAAAAAAGCCGUCGAAUUCGCCACGCAGAGGAAGCAAUUCGGCGAGCGCAUCGACAGCUUCGGGAGCAUCCAAGAGAAGAUAGCGCGCAUGUCCAUGCUGCAGUACGUCACGGAAUCCAUGGCGUACAUGAUAUCCGGUAACAUGGAUUCCGGUUCGGUUAAUUACCACUUGGAGGCGGCGAUAUCGAAAUGCUUCGCUUCGGAGGCGGCCUGGUACGUGUGCGACGAGGCCAUCCAGAUUAUGGGCGGGAUGGGCUUCAUGAAGCAUUCCGGCUUGGAGAGGAUACUGAGAGAUUUGAGGAUAUUCAGGAUAUUCGAGGGGACCAACGAUAUUUUGCGGUUGUUCGUCGCUUUGACGGGCAUGCAGUACGCGGGGUCGCAUUUGAAGGAGUUGCAAAUGGCGUUUAAGAAUCCCACUGCGCACUUGGGGUUGAUCUUCGAAGAGGCCUCCAAGAGGAUGGUGAGGAAGGUUGGGUUGAGCUCGCCGCCUGCGAUGGAGCACUUGGUUCAUAGGGAUUUGGCUUCUAGUGCUAAUUUAUUAGCUAAAUGUUUCGAUUCAUUUGGGCAAGCUGUGGAAAUGGUUCUAAUCAAGUACGGCAAGAAUAUAGUAAAUGAACAGUUUAUUUUGAAUCGACUUGCGAAUGCUACAUUCGAUAUCUAUACCAGCGCGGUAGUUUUAUCGAGGGCGAGCACAUCGCUUAAAGAGGAAUUGAGUUCGGCGAAUCACGAGAAGUUGAUGGCUGAAGCGUGGACUUUAGAGGCCACGGAAAGGGUUGAGAGUUACUUGAAAGUAGUUGCCUCUGGAAAACAUUUAGAUAAUUUCUCGAAGAUGAGUACAAUUUCAAGGAACGUCUGUCAAGCUGAGGGAGUAGUACAAAACAAUCCGUUAAAAAUUUGAUGGAAACUAGAAAGAUUAAUAUAAUACGUUUAAUUCCAUGAAAAGUGCAAAAAAAUUGUGAAAAUGAGUUUUCUAGGUUGCUGAUUGUAUUCUUAUAUUUUUUUAACUGUUGGAUGAUUUUUCAUUUUCGACAGUUUUUAAGUAUCAUGAAAUUAUUUUUAGUUUUUAUCAAUUUUAUUUUUACCAUUACCAUGUAUGUACAUAUUUUAAAUGUAGGUCUGUGUAAUUUCUAAAUUUCAACUAUCUUCUGAAAAUUACUUCGAAUAAAAUUAGGUAAUAACUAUUUAUAAAACUUUGGAACUGAAACUAAUCCUAUAUAUAUUUUUUUAAUGUGGA
Messenger RNA from Phyllotreta striolata, 2494 nucleotides. The record is from the annotation of a GenBank genome assembly. NCBI's taxonomy places the organism in Eukaryota, Metazoa, Arthropoda, Insecta, Coleoptera, Chrysomelidae.